Messenger RNA from Striga asiatica, 621 nucleotides. Lineage: Eukaryota; Viridiplantae; Streptophyta; Magnoliopsida; Lamiales; Orobanchaceae. The record is from the annotation of a GenBank genome assembly.
AUGGACCCCAUUGACAUAACCCAACAGCAACCCAAGAAGAAAUGGACAAGAAGACAAGCUAAGCUGGCAGGAUCAAGCUCUUCAAUGCCUCCCCCUGAACCUCUUGAGCCCAAACCCAGUGGCAAGAGAGAGCUUGGUGGUCAUGAAAUAUCAAUGGAGGGACACCCUUUUACCUGGGCAAACAACAGACCUGCAGAAGGCUUCAUAGAGGAAAAGCUGGAUAGAAUGAUAGCAUCUCUUAACUGGCAUUCCAAGCAUCCUACAGCCAAAGUCCUAAAUAUCUUCAGGAGUGCAUCUGACCAUAGCCUUCUCUUUCUUCAACCUGGCCUUCCUCACAAUCAUGUCAAACAUACCUUCUGCUUUGAUAAAAGAUGGCUGAAAAAGCCUGGUCUGAAAGAGGAAAUUCAAAAAGCAUGGGAUCAACCAGUGGCCGGGUCUGCUAUGUUCACCCUAACUGAGAAGAUCAAAGCUACCCGGGUAGCCCUACUCAAAUGGAACAGAACUUUCCACACUAACUCUGCUACUGCCAUCAAAAAGCUUUCUGAGGAAAUGGCUGAUCUAAGCAGGCCUCCGCGUGCCUUUGCGGCUGUUGCCUCUUUUCAUGUUUCAACCUGUUUCUGA